AAAAGAAAAAAAAUAUUUAUUAUUUUAUGGGUAUGAGUGUUUACCUGAAUGUAUAUAUAUGCACUUUGUGUGUGAUGGCACCUGUGGAGCCCCAAAAGGGGCAUCGGGUCCCCUAGAACUGGAGUUACACAGCAGUCGGGAGCUACCAUGUAAAUGCUGGGAACUGAACCUGGUUCCACUGCAAGAGCAACAAAUUCUUAACAGCUGAGACAUCUCAUCUCUCCAGCCCAGUUUUUCAAUUUUUGAGACAGGCCAGGGGGUGAGGGGGGGUGGGCAGUAGCGUGAGACAAGAUCCCACGUAGCCCAAACUGGCCUCAGAUUCAUUAUAAAGCUGAGGGUAGCCUUGAACUCCUGGUCCUCCUGUAUUCACUACCCGGCGCUUGGAUUACAGCCAUGCACCACUGUGUUCCCCUUAUGCAGGCCUGAGAGGAUGGGACCAAAGGCCACACGUCUGCCUGGUGUGCCUUUCACCGGCUGACUCACAGCCCCUGGCCCUGCUCCUUGCUUCUUUGAGACAAGUCGUCACUAUGUAGCACAGUCCUGUCUCAAAGUUCAAACGAUCCCUCUGCCUUCGCUUGCUGGGUGUUGGGAUUCUAAGGAAUGCAUCAUCGUGCUCAACCUAACUCUUUUCCCUGCCGCUCCAAGUCUUGUUCUAAGGUAAAGGGCUGGAGUGGACCAUCUCCAUGGAUGGAGAAGGGGUGCUCCAAAUUAAAGGUGCAGGCGCUACCCCCUAGUGUGCCAGAAGACAGGGUUUGAAAACCGUUUAAAGGUAGCAAUGCUGGUAAUCUCAGUACAUGGGAGGCGGAGGCAGGGGAAUUGCCAUGAGUUCAAGGUCAGCCUAGACAACAGGGUUUUAAAACCUUCUCUCAAACAAAAGCAGCAACUGGUGCACAUCCAAAGCUUCAGCAUUGGAGAGUGGAGCAAGAGGAUCAGGAGUUCAAGACUAGCCUUUUUGACAGUUGGGGUUUUGAAGGCAGCCUGGGAUACAUGAGACAUCAUCUCAAAACAGGAAGAAAGAAAAAGAAAGAAAACUAUUGGAUUAUCCCUUCACAUGAUCCUGAUAUGGGGUUUCAAAUGCUUAGAAUUCCUGGAGGGACAGUGCCGUUAGUGCCCUCAGGACGCCAGGAGAGGUCUGUGCCUCCAGACCCUGGCAGGCUGACCCGGAGUGCCUGAGAGCAGCUUAGGAUUCUUCAGUGUCUUGUACUGCCACCUGUGCUCUUCCUGUGUUUGUCCCUGGAGCUACUACAGUGAGGAGGUAGUGGGCUCAGCGGGAUGAUGACAAUGAAGUGGGGGAGGGGCGCCCAGGCAUGAGUCCCAAGUGCCUUCUGCUGUCCUUACUCUGUCCCCCCAACUGGUGGAGGGAAGAAAGCAUCCCUUUGAGGGUUGAGAGGGACUAGCUACCUGCUACAUACCGAACACGCCUGGAUCAUGCCUGGAACCCAUGGGUGCAGCUACUAUCCAUCCCCACAGCUUCCCACCGCCGCCUCUUUCUUGGCAGAGUCUCCCGUAUGAGUUCUAACCCUGAUGGCUUCAGAGCCUGGAUGCCCCUCCCUCAGGGCCUGUAGCAUUUCCUGGCUUACCUGGGAGAUGCAGGCCAGGUAGAAGGAGCAGGGUGCUGCCUGAUUGCCCAAGGUCCGCCACCAACCAGCCCCACGAUGGGGCCUGCCGCAUGGCGCCCAGUGGAGAUAUGAAGGCAGACAGGCAGGAAACCCAAGCUGAGGGAGCAUCAAUCAUUCAUGGGUCUGCUCUCUGGGAAACCCUAACCGUGGCCCCAUAGGGCUAAGUCACCAUCCCAACAAGGUUAAGUAAGAGACCCUUUGCUUGGGGCUCCUCUAGUCCAGGGCACACUAUGUCAAUCCCACCCCUCUGUCAGCAUCCAAGGCCUCUUUUCUAAAGUUCCAUAUGCCCUCUGCUCCAUUGGAUGCCACUCCAUUGGACACCCAAAGUGACAACUCUCAGUCUUUUCCAAUAGUCCUCGUCCUGCCUCAGGAGCCUUCACUGGUCUUUGCUACACUAAUUCAGCCACGUCACACUCUGGGAUGAGCACUUAACUCUGCAAUAGUGUGCUCCCAUUUCAUAGAUGGAUAAACUGAGACUUGGAAGGAUGAAUUAGCUGCUUCUACUAGGUGAGAAGUGGUUGAGUUUAAGUAUGAGCUCACUGCAGCUGCUGUGUCCUGGCACCCUCACUGCCAAGAACAGUUUUUAAGACCCAUCUGGUGCUGCCAGGACACCCUAGGGCAGAGGGCACAGAUUAGGCCUGCUGCCUGGUUCAUUUACCCUAAUCCCCCUCACUGUGGAUCCCAGGUGAUCAUCUCAAGCCUGCGGGCCCCUAAGCAGUUCUCUGGGCCCUGAGAACCAAGGGCACUUCAGGGAGCUGCAUCGCUGAGUCCCGUUCUUCACUGCAUGGCAACAGAGCAUGGCUCUCAGCAGGUUCCUGGCCUCCAGAAGACCCAUGAAGGAGCUGUAUCUCCUGGGAGUGCUGUUGAGGGCCCCACUUUGACCAGAAGAAGGAGCAAGAAGGAGAGGAGACUGCCAGGGUCCCAGAAGGCUAGUUCUGGGAAGCAGUCCUCUGGCCAAGGCUCCGAGGCCUCAGGAAGCAGCAGGAAUGCCCCAAAGACCAAAGCAGGGCAGGGCGAGCCACCUUCAGCACUGCCCAGGCAAGCCUCUCACCGACAGUCCCACCGACAUCGUUCUGACCCCCAGCAGGACGCUGCCCAAAGGACUUAUGGGCCCCUGCUCAACCGCAUCUUCGGAAAGGAUCGGGAACUGGGUCCUGAGGAGCUGGAGGAGCUGCAGGCUGCCUUUGAGGAGUUUGACACUGACCAGGAUGGCUGCAUCGGCUACCGGGAGCUGGGUGACUGCAUGCGGACGCUGGGCUACAUGCCCACGGAGAUGGAGCUCCUGGAAGUGUCGCAGCACGUGAAGAUGCGCAUGGGCGGUUUUGUGGAUUUUGAAGAGUUUGUGGAGCUGAUCAGCCCAAAGCUGAGGGAGGAGACAGCUCACAUGCUGGGUGUACGAGAGCUGCGCAUCGCCUUCCGAGAGUUUGACAAGGACAGGGAUGGACUGAUCACAGUGGCGGAGCUGCGACAGGCAGCGCCAGCUCUGCUGGGGGAACCACUAGAGGGCACUGAGCUGGAUGAGAUGUUGCGAGACAUGGACCUCAAUGGGGAUGGCACCAUAGACUUUGACGAAUUUGUAAUGAUGCUAUCUACUGGCUGAGGCACCUGCAGGGGCGACCUACUGCCCCUGGGGCCCACAUACCUGCGCGAACCAGACAACCACGCCCUUCCCGAGGCUAGGAGAUCCUCUCCAACUGUAGGCUGCGGCUACCCCUGAGCGCGCCUGCCUCCCGGUCUGCCGCGCUGUCUUCUCCUCCCACUCCCACACUGUGGAGGGGAAAAUCCCAGCUGGGUGCAGUUCUCAGUAGAGAACAAGAUUUGAAAUCUCUCCAGGCCCUGGAGAGGUAGGGAGUUCCCCAGCGUUGGCUGCAUUCGAAUAAACCAGGCAGAGUGUGUUGUGGGACAUUCUUAGGACCUGGUGGAUUGAGAGGGCGGCCAAACCACUUCCCACUACUUAUAUGCAGAAAGUGUUGUUUAAAAAAAUGAACUUGGGCCUGGUAAAAUGGCUCAGCAGGUAAAAGCUCUUGUCAUCAA
Molecule: messenger RNA, 3653 nt
Organism: Myodes glareolus (Bank vole)
Lineage: Eukaryota; Metazoa; Chordata; Mammalia; Rodentia; Cricetidae
Gene: Cabp4
Product: calcium binding protein 4
Biological process (GO): visual perception
Cellular component (GO): cytoplasm
Molecular function (GO): calcium channel regulator activity; calcium ion binding
Source: RefSeq, a predicted model, not a curated record